Messenger RNA from Brassica napus (rape), 976 nucleotides. RefSeq names its product protein FAM98B. The transcript has a single exon. The record is from RefSeq and is a predicted model, not a curated record. Bases 189 to 689 code for a protein of 166 amino acids. Lineage: Eukaryota; Viridiplantae; Streptophyta; Magnoliopsida; Brassicales; Brassicaceae.
AAAAAACAUAAUUAUGACAAUUUUUUUAUUCUUGGUAGGACCAAACCUAACUGUCAAUGAGAAUUUUCGAUUUUUUUAAGGGGACAAGAACAAGUGGACUAUAAAGAGAAGACCAAAGCAAAGAAGUUAUCGUAUCAAAUCAAAGAAAACAAGUCUACUUACAAACUUUGUUGAGAAAAUCAAGAAAAAUGAAGCCAGUUUCAUCAUUGGUAAUUAUCUUUCUUCUCGUACUGAUCUUACACACUAACGUACUAGAGAGCGGGCAUGUCCGUCCCAAUGAUCAAGACGCGGUCAAGAACAACACUGAUAAUAACAACACAACCACUGGAGUAGUUCUCAAGGGCAAGAAAAGAAGUUAUAAUGGAGGAAGCGGAAGUUUUAGAUGGGGAUGGGGUGGUGGAGGUGGCGGCGGGGGAGGAGGAGGUGGUGGUGGUGGUGGUGGUGGUGGUGGCGGCAGAGGAUGGGGAUGGGGAGGGGGAGGAGGUGGUGGAGGAUGGUACAAAUGGGGUUGUGGAGGAGAAGGAAAAAGAAAAGGAAGAGAAGGAAGGGGAGAGUUUGUGAAAAGAGAAUAUGCGGAGUGCAAAGGAAAUGGGAAAUGUAAUGGAAAGAGAUUAGAAUGUCCUCAACAUUGUGGAGGCUUUUGUUUCUAUGAUUGUCUCUUUCUCUGCAAACCACAUUGCCGUCGGUAGAGAUAUAUAUAUAUAUAUAUAUAUAUAUAUAUAUCCAUGCAUACUCUUCGGGUUUUACUAUACUUUUUUGGGGUUUAUUUGUUUGUUUUUCUUAUGGGUUUUCUUCUUUACAAAUCUUUUGGAGCUCUUGAGUGCUGAAAACGAAAAAAAAUAGCCAUUAUAUUAGGAUCUUAUUCAUCAAAGGUUUUUUUUGUUGUUGUUUGCUUUCGAUAAUGAACUGAAAAGUUCACAAAGGAAUUCCUAAAACGAGACUUUUCUUUUACCAAUGCAAUGCUAUGCUUUUUUUU